AUGGGUUCAAUCGCUACUGAGACAAUUGUGCAACCGCAACAGCCUGAUAUUGGCUACCACCCGGAUUUUGAGAAAUAUCAGGCUCGAACGAAGUAUCGCCUGCAGACCGAGCCGCUUCAAGAGAAGAGCCUGCCAGCGGGCUUUCCAAAACAGUUGGUUUCCGAUCUGGUCUGGGAAGGAGAAGGGCUGGCCGACAAGUACGACUGGACCUAUGUGCUCAGCGCGGAAGAUGUCGAGGAACUGGAGGCAGCAUUGACACAUUUUAAAUCUCUGAAUAAACCUCUUGGGUACAUCAGUCAAGAAACCUUCCCCCUGCCCAACCUCCACGGCACGCUUCGGGAGGUGUCUCGAGAAUUGCACUCGGGCCAUGGCUUCAAGGUGGUCAGAGGCAUCCCUGUCGAUCGACACUCUCGCGAGGACAACAUCAUCCUUUACGCCGGUGUCUCGUCCCACGUGGCCCCGAUUCGAGGACGGCAGGACAAUGCUUACAAGGGACAAGCCGCAGAUGUGGUCUUGAACCAUAUCAAGGAUCUAAGCACCACCGCAGAGAAGGCCUCUAUUGGAGCCCCGGCAUAUACGACGGACAAGCAGGUUUUCCACACUGAUGCCGGAGACAUUGUUUCGCUCUUCGCCUUGAGCACCGCUGCCAAAGGAGGGAAGAGCCGGUUGGCCAGCACCUGGAGAGUGUAUAACGAGCUGGCAGCCACUCGACCGGAUCUGAUCGAGACCUUGUCGCAGGAUUGGUUUGCCGACACCUUUGGCAAACCAGGCCUGCCCUACUCGGCGCGACCUCUGCUGUUCUACCAGCCUGCUACCUCCCAGUCGCCCGAGCGUGUCGCUCUCCAGUACGCCCGCAGGGUGUUUACAGGGUUCGGGGCGCUGCCUCGUUCCAAAGACAUCCCGCCCAUCACCGAGGCCCAGGCCGAGGCCCUCGAUGCUCUACACUUUCUCGGCGAGAAAUUCAACGUCGGCUUGGACUUCCGAAAAGGCGACAUUCAAUAUGUCAACAAUCUGGCCGUCUUCCACGCCAGAGAUGGCUUUGAGGAUACUCCCGAACAGCAACGCCACCUUGUCAGGCUCUGGCUCCGCGACCCCGAGUAUGCCUGGGAUACGCCAGAGGGUCUCGAGGAGAGAUGGGCUUACCUGUACGAUGGUGUGACCCCCGAGAAACAAGUCUUCCCGCUAGAGCCGUAUGUCAGGAGCUCGAGCAACGGAGAGACACGGGCCAAGAAUUAA
Molecule: messenger RNA, 1236 nt
Organism: Capronia epimyces CBS 606.96
Lineage: Eukaryota; Fungi; Ascomycota; Eurotiomycetes; Chaetothyriales; Herpotrichiellaceae
Exons: 3
Coding region: 1-1236 (411 amino acids)
Molecular function (GO): oxidoreductase activity
Source: RefSeq, a predicted model, not a curated record